This is a messenger RNA of Cicer arietinum (chickpea), 2433 nucleotides long. RefSeq names its product protein ENHANCED DISEASE RESISTANCE 2-like. Gene Ontology annotation, molecular function: lipid binding. Lineage: Eukaryota; Viridiplantae; Streptophyta; Magnoliopsida; Fabales; Fabaceae. The record is from RefSeq and is a predicted model, not a curated record.
GCAUUUUGGGAAGAAAUGAAGAUGGAGUAAAAUAAUUGAGUGCCUUCGGAUCUAAUCAAAUUCAUAAAUUCAAUCACAAACAUAUUUGAUUAAUGGAGGUAUCAAGUGGAGGAGGAGGAAUAGAAGAGAAAGGAAUGUUUGAGUAUUUCGGUUGGAUUUAUCACCUAGGAGUUAAUUCUAUCGGCCAUGAAUAUUGUCACUUGCGUUUUCUUUUCAUUAGAGGCAAAUGUGUUUCUAUGUAUAAACGUGAUCCUCAUCAGAACCCUGGCAUUAAACCCAUUAGGCAAGGUGUCAUAGGGCCCACAUUGAUGGUAGAGGAGCUUGGGCGUCGAAAGGUCAACAAUGGGGAUUUUUAUGUCAUACGCUUUUACAAUCGAUUAGAUGAGUCCAGAAAGGGAGAAAUUUCUUGUGCAACGGCUGGGGAAGCCCAAAGAUGGAUGGAAGCAUUUGAAAAUGCCAAGAAUCAGGCUGAGUAUGAGUUGUCAAGAGGAGCAAGUGCUAGAGAUAAACUGAAUCAAGGAAUUGAGAUCAAUCUAGAAGGACAUCGACAUAUAGUGAGGCGGUAUGCAUCUGGGCUAAGGAAGCUUAUAAGAAUUGGCCAAGGUCCAGAGACACUCUUACGGCUAUCAUCAAAGUUUUUCGGUAGUUCAGAUGCGUUUGAAGGGGACACAGGAGAUGCAUUUGAUGCACAUCAUUGGAAAUGUGUUCGUACAAUGUCUGGUAUUAGAAUUUUUGAGGAUAUUGCCAGUCACAAGAAUGGUAAAGGUAUCCUCGCUAAAUCGGUUGGUGUUAUUGAUGCAACUGUAGAUAGUGUUUUUGAAGUGUUUUUAAACACUGAUAGAAAGAAAAGAUAUGAGUGGGAUAUGUUGAUGGGUGACUUAGAGUUGGUAGAGUCUUAUGAUGGGCAUUACGAUGUUGUUUAUGGGACAUAUGAUCCUAAGUACCUAACUAGAUGGCACUCAAAGCGAGAUUUCAUCUUCUCUAGGCAAUGGUUUCAUGCACAAGAUGGAACAUACACUAUCUUGCAAUUUCCAGCAAUACAUAAGAAAAAGCCGCCAAGAUUAGGAUAUCGACGAACAAAAAUUAAUCCAUCUACAUGGGAGAUUAGAAAUUUGAACACACCUAUGGGAUCAAAUAUACCAAGGUGUUUAGUGACACACACGUUAGAGAUACACUCCACUACCUGGCAUCGAUGGAAGAACAACCAAUGCACAAAAUUUGAGAAGAGCAUACCUUAUGCAUUGUUGUGCCAAGUAGCAGGUCUAAAGGAAUAUAUUGGAGCAAAUCCGGCAAUCCACCAACAAGAUGUUGGAACAGUUGUUCAUUCAAAUAUCUCCAGUAUUUCGUUGUCCAGAGCUGAAUAUGAAAAUGCAGAAGUCCAGGAUGAAUUUUAUGAUGCAAUUGCAGCUGAGUCAUCAACAUCUGAUGAGGAAAGUGAUGAUGACGACGAACUUGAACAUAAGGAUCAAAGGGUCAAACUAAAGAAUAUUUCAUGGGCCAUGACAACUUUACCUUUGAAGCGAACAGCAGCUCCAGAUCUAAACAAAGAGUUAGAUCCUGAUGUAAGUCCUAUAAGAAUUGAUGCUAGUGACUUUCAUGGUUCUUUAAACAAAGGAAAGGAUGACAUUGACACAAACUGUUGGACGUCUCCUAGUGGUGAAGGAUUUAAGAUUAGAGGAAAGAACUAUCUAAAAGAUAAUUCUAAGGUAGUUGGAGGAGAUCCUCUUCUCAAACUUGUAGCAGUUGAUUGGUUAAAAGUUGAUAAACCUGUAGAUAGAGUUGCAUUGCAAAGUAGAAGUAUGGUUCAGACCGAAGCUGGGAAAAAGCUUCCAUUUAUUCUAGUAUUUAAUCUCCAGGUUCCAGCUAAACCAAACUACAGUUUGGUUCUAUAUUAUGCAUCUGACAGACCUAUAAAUAAAGAUUCACUAUUGGGUAAGUUUUUGGAUGGAAAUGAUACAUUUCGAGACUCAAGAUUCAAACUAAUUCCAAGUAUAAUUGAGGGAUAUUGGAUGGUCAAGAGAGCUGUAGGAACAAAAGCUUGCCUAUUGGGAAAAGCUGUGACUUGUAAAUACUUCAAGCAAGAUAAUUUUUUGGAGAUAGAUGUGGAUAUUGGAUCAUCCUCUGUAGCCAGGAGUGUUGUUGGCCUUGUUCUUGGAUACGUCACAAGUCUAGUCGUGGACCUUGCAAUUUUAAUAGAGGCAAAAGAAGAGUCGGAGCUGCCAGAGUACAUUCUUGGAACUGUUCGAUUAAAUCGUGUAAGACUUGAAUCUGCUGUACAGUUUGAAGUUUGAGAUGAUCUACCAAAAAUAUUCAAUAGUCUACCUACACUAUUAUUUAGUUGAAAUGUUUUUGCUUUGGCUGAGGACUCUAGACAAUGUAAAUUUGGUGGAUUUGAUUAUGUUAGUGUGUCACUGACUUGCACGAAUUGGACAA